Molecule: messenger RNA, 7172 nt
Organism: Boleophthalmus pectinirostris (great blue-spotted mudskipper)
Lineage: Eukaryota; Metazoa; Chordata; Actinopteri; Gobiiformes; Gobiidae
Gene: hipk1b
Product: homeodomain interacting protein kinase 1b
Exons: 19
Coding region: 353-3616 (1087 amino acids)
Biological process (GO): smoothened signaling pathway; peptidyl-serine phosphorylation; intrinsic apoptotic signaling pathway in response to DNA damage by p53 class mediator
Cellular component (GO): cytoplasm; nucleus; PML body
Molecular function (GO): ATP binding; protein tyrosine kinase activity; protein serine/threonine kinase activity
Source: RefSeq, a predicted model, not a curated record
UAAAAGGACGCGGCUUGUUCCGGUGUGUCGGGUUUUGCUCCUUCUGCUAGAGCUUUUAUUUGGGAUUUUCUUUGGAUUUUCCGCCACAACUGUAGAUAUUUUAUGGCGAUCACGUUUAAAGUAUCAUAAGGAUGGUACACACUGACUAUUAUUUUAUAUCUUCUGCGCUAUAACCUCUUUUGUGAGCGGUUUGGCUCCUCUGGACUGAAGAAACAAUGCAGGCCUAGCUUCGGUUUAGCUCCACAGCUAACAGCAGCUAGCAGGGGCUAAUCGUGUAGUGCUUGUGCAGAGCUGGGGGAUUUAAACCUUGGACUGGCUUGUUUUUCUUCACUGUAUUAACGCCAAAUCCGAGAUGAGCUCCCAGCUGCAGGUCUUCUCUCCUCCCUCCGUCUCCUCCAGCGCUUUCUGUCGAGUGAAGAAGCUGAAGGUGGAGAGCGGCGCGUGGGACGUGAGCAGCAGCGACGCCUAUGGCUCCUACCCCUUCACCUCUGCGGCGGCCAUGACGGUGCCUGCGUUUGCCCCCUCUCUGGUGUUUGCCCCCAGCGCGGCCGGCUCCAGGGGGCAGGUGGUGGUUAGGGCAGCGGACAGCACCGGGAGUCUCCCCCGAGGGUCGAGCCGGAGAGUGACAGAGUACAGCCACGUGGAGUCGUCCUCAGACACUCGCACACACAGAGGCCAUAAGCGUAAGCUGGAGGACCCUCAGGACACAGGGGGCAGUGGCUGUGGCAGUGUGCAGAUCCUGGAGGAGCUCUCUGCCCCAGCAGCCACCUUCUCCUCCAGAGCCCUGAAUGGAGGCACCACCACGGGCCAGUCUAUCCCCCACUCUGCCCCCACAACCAAGAGCAGUAGCUCCAGUGGAGAGGGGGACUACCAGCUGGUACAGCAUGAAAUCCUGUGCUCCGUCUCCUCCUCCUACGAGGUGCUGGAGUUUCUGGGCAGAGGGACCUUUGGGCAGGUGGCAAAGUGCUGGAAGAGAGGAACCAAUGAGAUUGUGGCCAUCAAGAUCCUGAAGAACCACCCCUCCUAUGCUCGGCAGGGACAGAUCGAGGUGGGCAUCUUGAAUCGUCUGAGUGCAGAGAAUGCAGAUGAGUUUAACUUUGUGCGUUCGUACGAGUGCUUCCAACACAAGGGCCACACCUGCCUUGUGUUUGAGAUGCUUGAACAAAAUCUCUACGACUUCCUCAAACACAGCAAGUUCAGUCCUCUGCCCCUGCGCCACAUCCGACCUAUCCUUCAACAGGUGGCCACAGCACUGAUGAAGUUGAAGAGCCUUGGUUUGAUCCAUGCAGACUUAAAGCCAGAGAACAUAAUGCUUGUUGACCCUCUGAGGCAGCCGUACCGGGUGAAGGUUAUUGAUUUUGGAUCAGCGAGUCAUGUGUCCAAAGCGGUGUGCUCCACCUAUCUGCAGUCGCGGUACUACAGAGCUCCAGAGAUCAUCCUGGGCCUACCUUUCUGUGAGGCCAUAGACAUGUGGUCCCUGGGCUGUGUGAUCGCAGAGCUGUUUCUGGGCUGGCCUUUAUAUCCUGGAGCCUCAGAGUAUGACCAGAUCCGGUACAUCUCUCAGACCCAGGGCCUUCCAGCGGAGUACCUCCUGAGCGCAGGCACCAAAACCAGCCGCUUCUUCAACAGAGGCACAGACUCCAGCUACCCCCUGUGGAGACUUAAGACCCCAGCUGAGCACGAGAUGGAGAUGGGCAUCAAAUCCAAAGAAGCCAGAAAGUACAUUUUCAACUGUCUCGACGACAUGAUGCAGGUGAACCUGUCGUCUCAUCUGGAGGGCACAGACAUGCUGGCGGAGAAGGCAGACCGGAGAGAGUUUAUAGACCUGCUGAAGAGGAUGCUCCGACUGGAUGCAGACAAAAGAAUCACUCCCACCAAAACCCUGGGACACCCCUUUGUCACUAUGAGCCACCUGAUGGACUACCCACACAGCUCACAUGUAAAGUCGUGCUUCCAGAACAUGGAGAUCUGUAAAAGAAGAACCUCCUACGACACCAGUAAAUCUCUGUACUCCACAAAUGUGCCCAGUGCUGCUGCGGGCAACCUCACAGUGACCUUCAGCAGCCAACUCAACCAGCAUAACCAGGUGCCUUCAGCAGGGGGCGCUGUGCCUUUGCUGAACUACCAGCCGGCUCUGUACCAACAGGCCACAAUAAACAUCCCAGGACUUCAACAGAGUGUUCCCCUCCCCUCACGGACCAGCGCACUGUGCAGCCAAUCAGAGCCCUUCCAGCAGACGCUCAUCGUGUGCCCCCCCUCCUCUCUACAAGGGCUGCAGUCAUCAUCUAAGUCCUCCUCUUUCCCAGUGCGAAUGGAGAGCUCCGUCCCUCUGGUCCCUCCAAACCAGUCAGCCCAGUCUCUGCAGCUACAGCCCGGCAUGCUCACACAGGGCUCCUGUACACCUCUGAUGGUAGCCACCCUCCACCCCCCCUCCGCAGGCCUGGGCCCCCAGUACUCUCUGCCUCUGGGGCGCCCCCUACUGGAGCACACAGCCACAGUGCUGCAGGCGUGGCCGUCAGGGGCUCAGCAGAUCCUCAUCCCCUCCACAUGGCAGCAGGUCUCUGGGAUGGCGCUACACUCAGCCUCCCAUCAAGGCACCCUUAACCAGGACCACUCCCCUCUGCACCAGGAGGGGGCAGCACAGGCUCACAGCUGGAGAAGCACGACUCAGACUAAGACUCAGGAGAGAAAGAAGGUGAAGGCCCGACGAGGAGAGAAUAGGAACAGGGGUCUGGUGGCUGCCUCCCUCCUCAGCUCCAGCGUCGUAAGUCCCUCCUCCUCCGCCCUGUCUCAGCCAAUCAUCAUCUCAGACACCCCCAGCCCCGCAGUCAGCAUCAUCACCAUCCACAGCGACACCGACACAGAAGAUGAGCGGAAGUUCCACCCCGCCAGUGUGGGUUUGAGCCAGAGAACCAAUGUCAUCAGCUGUGUGACUGUCCAUGACUCGGACUCUUCUAAUGCCAGCCCCCUCACCCCCCUCCCUCGCACCUCCCUCCCCUCUCUGCCCCGCUCCGCUCUCCCCUCCCUCCCCCUCUCCUCUCGACACCACAAAGGCCUGGCUCUGCUCACAUCUGCAGUGAAGACCCAGAGCACAGAGACUGCAGUGACCCGGCCAGCAGGAAACAUAAAGACGAAGCGCUCAAGUCAUCAGUCCUGCAGCGCCGAGUCCGACAGACACAGAGGAGUGCCACCCAGCCAAUCACAUCCACUUAACCUCAGCCAGGCGCAGUCGGUGGUCUCCUCCUCCCAGGACCCGUCUUCUCUCUCUGACCAAUCUCUCCUUCGCGCCUUCCCUUCUUCUCACUUCUCCUUCCCCGAUGUCUCCGCUCUGACCUCCACCAGCUCAGGGGCCUCUCUCUACUCCUACCCCGCCUCCAGUGCCCUCUCCUCGGCCUCGCAAGCCUUCGACCACCUUCUUACCUCCAGCACCUCCGGCUCCGCACCCACCUCCCGGAGAGACUCUACCCAGAGAAAAGAGUCCGUCAGUGGGCUGCUGCAUCCCGCUCUCCCCCCUUACCAGCACCAGUUUGCCUCUGGAUCUUCGUACAUGAGCUCUGAAGCCUACACAGCCUACCAGCUAAGCCCCAGACGCAUAUCUCAAUAUCCCUACCUAUAAAACCACACAAGAACGUCGACAUGUUUAAAAUGACUUGCAUUCAAUAUAUUAAUCUCGAUUUUAGUUCCAUUUAUCGAUUUAGUCCUAAGAAGACGUAUUUAAAUUGUAACUCAAGAUAAAAUAAGAAAAUACGUGAAAGUGUCCAUAUUACACAGUCAAAAACAGACCUGGUGUUGUAUUUUGUUUCAUUCAAACCCUGCAGAUUUAGACUGUGUUCUUCUCUCAAGCAGAAAACACCACCUUAUGAUAUCAUGUGGAGCAAGGUGGAGCAGAGCAUUUUGAGCUUCGGAGAUGUAGAAUAAUAAAGAGUUAAUCAAAUGUGUGAAUGAAACAAAACACAACUCCAGGUUUGUUUUUGAUGCAGAAACAUGGCUCAAAGCUCAGAGUCAAGUUUGUGUAACAUAAGACCUUUAAAACCAGCCCACAUCUCAAGACAAGACAAUAAAUGUAGUAUCAAGUAUUAAAUCACUGAAAUCCAGAUGAAUAUUGCAAAUCCAAGUCAUUUGAAGUGUAGAUGAGGCUGUUGCUGUGUUCCAGCUCUUCCAGGGGGAUCGUUAGUGUUCUAGUACCAUUCACUUUGUUCAUAUCCUUAUUGUAAACCCUAUGUUAUUCUGAUGUACAAUUUUAAGUCAUUAUAAGGUAUUUUAAAAAAUCAGUCUGAUUUUAGUUUUGUGUGAAGAGAGAAUCCUCCUGUCACCAUGGUACGUAAAAGCCUUUCUGGAACUUUCCUUGCCCACUUUUACUCAAGUGAUUCUAUUGUGUUUAUUAUAGCAAUGUUUUACAAAAUGAUUCAUAUUUUAAAGACAGUUUUAUGUAUGUAUGUGUGAAUAAUGUUAGACUUCUGAAGAGGUGUUCAUGUCUGUUAAGCUUAGUUAAUUACAAAAUAGACCUUAAAGCAGAUUUUUGUGAAGGUUUGAAAUCAACUAGUUCUGUUUUUUGUUUGUUUUGUUUUGUUUUUUGCAGUUGUUCAGUUAUUCGUCUCUUACAUUAUGCAUUUAAGAUUCACCACAAUGAGUUUAUAAGCACUUUUCAAAACCCGACCAGUGUGUACAUGGUAACACACACUUCCUGUAUAAGCAGCUUGUGAGAUCAUAAAAUCACACACGUAUUUUGCAAAAUAUAUGUGGAAAAAUCUGGUAGGACCAUUAAAGGGACAGUUUGUACGUUUUUAGGUGGAUGGUCUGAAAGCUUCUGUUCUCUGUGCUGAUGAAGUUGCUUUACCUGGAGUGUGUUGCACAGAAUAGCAUUACAUUUAGAAAUUUCCAUGGAAAUGAGCCGGUAACCACAAAACCAGUUUUUCUUUGGCAAUAAUCACUCUUGUGACUGAAUAAAUGCAGUAAGGGACACUUUACUGUCUGCUUAGGGAAAUUAGGUGGUAUCCAGUACUAUGGAAGUAAAACUUAAAAUUUUAACUUUUUUUAAGAUCCAAAACGACUAUGCAGAUGUUAGAAAAACGUGAAUUAAUUUGGUGAAACUUGAGUAGAAGUGGGUUUGUAAUGUGUCAGAGGCGUAUACGUAUUUAAAGGCUCACUUUAGCAAAGGGCUGUUUAACCCUAAAGACUAACCCUGUAUUGUGUAUUUUAAGCUUAACACUUUGGGCCUCCUCCUUUGUGUCCUGUUCUAUUUGACUUUAAUAUUUAAAUAAUGUUUCUUGUUUGUUUUUUGCGAAGGUUCUUGAAGAGGAGCAGAGAAAGAUGUGAUGACAAACUGUGAUCGAUGUUGUUUCAAUGCACAAGUGUAAUGUUAGUAGUGUGUAGCUCUGGGGUAGAGAUCAUGUUAAAAAUGCAAUAGAAAAACCCCAUUGGAACUGCAGAAGCUGAAUGUAUCCAUGAAAUGUUUGGAAAGUCUAUGGGGCUAUGGACCGGCCUCUUUAUUAGGUACACAUGUCAUAAUACAAGUGUAAUGCAGAGACUUGCUCAUGUUUAGUAAGAGACUGGAAAUCUACUAAACUGAUCCAAACUACAGCUGGCAUUUAAAGGGCCCAUAUAACACUAUAGUUUUAUAGUUUAUAGUUUUUUUUAUCAUGUUUCCUCAUCAAGAAAAACCUCCACAUGCCUUCACUGGAAUCGUUUGGAUUAAUAAUGAACCCUGGUUUUGCCAAUCUCUUCUGAACUAAAAGUAAAAGGAGCAGUUCACUUAAACUACAUCACAAGGUGGAACUGAGCAUUUUGGAGCUUUUGACAAGGACUAAACCAAGUCCUAAAUCAGAACUAAACCAGGACUGGACCAGGAUUAAACCAGGUCGAAUCUUGAUUUGUUUUCUCUUAUUUUAACGUAAAACUUUCGACCUGACCAGUGACUGUAACAUGACAGGUGUACCUAAUAAAUGGGCCAGUGUGUAACAUCAUUCUUGGGCAUAACUUGUGUAUCUGUGAAUUUCUAAUCUUACUAAUAUUUUGAACAUGGCCAGUCAGUUACAUGUAUUCAAACAAUCUGCAAUAUUUUCAACUUUUUAAACAGUCAGAAAUCUCAUUUAAGAAGGAGCUCAACAGUUUUUCUCCAUAAACCUUUUCAAAAUUAAAAUGUGAAUUUAAAAGUUUGUAAGAGGCUUUUUGAUUAUGAGGUAAUAGUGACCUUAAAGGACCAGUACACAAUUCUGAAGUAUCAAAAGUACAAAAAUGUAGAUACUAAUUGAUACUGAAACAAGAUACUAAUUUAUACUAAAUGUUCCCUUGACUGGACAGAAAUGAACCUUUCCUAAACAGGAGUCGUAGAAAGAGUAGAAGUAGUACAAGAGUAAGACUGUGUUACACACAUAUAAGACAUCAUGGGAAUAAUAAAAAAAGUACUACAAUUUAAUAUUGAAAGUUAUUAUGUUGUUUAAAAGAAAGUGUUUUUGUUAUCAUUGUGAGAAAUCAAGUUUGAAAUGUUAGUGUCGUUAUUCAUGACAACAUUAUUCUGAACAGAUCUUCCAAAUAGUUCUCAUGCAACUACGUCUGACUGGAUAAAACUCCCUGACAUUUACUUCUAUGUGGUUCUCAGCCAACAAAUUCCUUUUAGUAAAAUGUUUAGGUGAUGAUUUUUUUUCACAAGUAGCUGCUUUUACAAUACAUUCUAGGAAAAAGCUCAGAAAGGCCAAAUAUUUGCUAAAUUUCAAACUUGAGUUCAUAUUUUUGGUUCGGUCUUGUAUAAGGUGAUAUAUUUUCUUAGGCUAAUAAUUGCCACGUAGCUGUGUAGCCUCCAUCAAACUUUUAAACUCAAAGUAAUAUUUAAUUUGCUGGGGGAAAAAAUGAUGAGAAUUGUGUUUGUAAAAAUGACUUCACUGUUGAGUUCCACUGAGUAACUUUUACAAAUAAACCAGUCUCUACAUCACUAAGACAACAGAAUUUGUGUAAAAAAUAAAAUAAAUAAAUUGGAAGUAAUAUUUUGGGGAUGGAAGUGUUUUUUUUUUUGUUGCUGUUUUUUUUGUUUUUUUGUCUGUUUCUGUUGAUUUGUUUGGUGAUUUUCUGUGGAAUAUGUCACUGUUCUUCCUCCAAAUGUUUAGUCACAAAAGGCUAGUGCUACUUCAGGGAAACCAAACUCAACUCACUCUUUUCAAUAAAAAAACAACACAACA